Molecule: messenger RNA, 913 nt
Organism: Populus euphratica (Euphrates poplar)
Lineage: Eukaryota; Viridiplantae; Streptophyta; Magnoliopsida; Malpighiales; Salicaceae
Product: copper transport protein ATX1-like
Exons: 2
Coding region: 292-714 (140 amino acids)
Molecular function (GO): metal ion binding
Source: RefSeq, a predicted model, not a curated record
ACUGAUCAAGCCGCCAUGAACAGUGCCAAAACAAUAAACAGCUGAGUUCAAGAAAAUGUCGAGAGAAAGAGGAAAAGAAAGGGUUAAAAAAGAUUAGAGGCCACUUUAAUUGCUCCUUUUUCUUUCUCCUCCCAAGGAAUCCAUGAAUGUAGGCCAAUUGGAGCUCUACCCAAAAUCCUAUAUAUACAAAGCAUGAAACCAUCUUCCAUAUCUAGCUAGCUCAGAAGUAAAAAGAAGAGCUGGGUUUAGUUCUUGGAUGUUAAUUAAAUUGUACAUGAGGUUGUUCUCCAAAUGGCAAGCAUGCAAAUUGUUCUAGCUUCCAGCUGCAAGAAUGUUGAGGCACAGCACGUGGAGAUGAUGGUCCCUCUUUACUCCCAUGGAUGCGAGAAGAAGGUGAAGAAGACCUUAUCCCAUCUCAAAGGAAUUUACUCCGUAAAUGUAGAUUAUUAUCAGCAAAAGGUGACGGUAUGGGGAAUAUGCAACAAACAUGAUGUAUUGGCAACCAUAAAGAGCAAAAGAAAGGAAGCUCGCUUUUGGAAUCCCCAAGACAGCACUCAAAUGGAAGAAGAAGAAUCACAACCACCGUCGUCGCCGCCACCACCAAAAGAGUCCAGUACCAUUCCUUCUCUGACUCUAAUGAAGGCUCGUUCCCUAACUCGUUCCUUAAGCUGGAAAGUAUGGAAAAAGGUCUUCACAAGAACCUAUUCCUUCUAAAGAAAUAAUUAAACAUGCAUUUUGGUUGUAGCUAAAAUUAAGAACUCAUAACGAGUGUAAAAUAUAUAUUUGACAACCCAGCUAGCUAUUGUCUCAUCUUAAUUUUGUAAGUAAAUUUGCUAGCCAUGUUCAAGCAUCCCGGCCCUUUGGGCUUUGUAAUUCUUGCAAGAAAUUGACGGUGGUGUAUUGCUUUUCUCCA